Messenger RNA from Bolinopsis microptera, 1845 nucleotides. RefSeq names its product zinc finger protein 160-like. NCBI's taxonomy places the organism in Eukaryota, Metazoa, Ctenophora, Tentaculata, Lobata, Bolinopsidae. Gene Ontology annotation, biological process: regulation of transcription by RNA polymerase II. The record is from RefSeq and is a predicted model, not a curated record. Bases 1 to 1845 code for a protein of 614 amino acids. Gene Ontology annotation, molecular function: RNA polymerase II transcription regulatory region sequence-specific DNA binding; DNA-binding transcription factor activity, RNA polymerase II-specific. The transcript has 6 exons.
AUGAGGACUCACACCGGAGAGAAUCCCUACAAGUGUAAGGAAUGUUCCUAUUGUAGUGCUCAGAAAGGUGAUCUCAAGAGACAUAUGAGGACUCACACUGGAGAGAAACCCUACAAGUGCAAGGAAUGUUCAUAUUCUAGUGCUCAGAAAGGUGAUCUCAAGAUACAUAUGAGGACUCACACGGGAGAGAAACCCUACAAGUGCAAGGAAUGUUCAUAUUCUAGUGCUCAGAAAGGAAAGUUUGUCAUGUUAACACGGAGUAAAAGAUCCUCAACAGCUGCUGAUAAAGAAAAGAGUAACAAAAAUGUAAUUCCAAUCAAAAAGGAAAUAAAAACUGAACAGGAGGAGAAAGGUAAUCUCAAGAAACAUAUGAGGACCCACACAGGAGAGAAACCCUACAAGUGUAAGGAUUGUUCAUAUUCUUGUGCUCAGAAAGGAAAGUUUAUAAUGUUAACUGGGAGUAAAAGAUCCUCAACAGCUGCUGAUAAAGUAAAGAGUAACAUAACUGUAAUUCCCAUCAAAAAGGAAAUAAAAACUGAACAGGAGGAGGUGACUGGAGUAUCACACGGUUUCAUUUGUCCACAAUGUCAAGCUCACUUCCUGUAUGAUGAGUUCUUUGUGGAACACAUCAGGGAACAUCAUGGUGAAACAAUCAAUGAUAUGUCUACUAGAAAUGUCUUGUUCAAUUCAUUACCAUCAUCACAUUCAUCAGUCAGGUUGGGCAAGGAAAAUACUUCUUCUUUUGGGAAAGCUUUUAAAUGUGACGAUUGUUCUUAUACCUGUAAUGAGAAUAGUGAUCUUGUGAAACAUUUAUGUAUUCACACGGGAGAAAAACCCUACAAGUGUACGGAAUGUUCAUUUGCUUGCUCUUUUAAAUCAAAGCUUAUUAACCACCAACGUACUCACACGGGAGAGAAACCCUACAAGUGUAGUCAAUGUUCAUAUUCUAGUGCUCAGAAAGGUCAUCUCACAUUACAUAUGAGGACUCACACAGGAGAGAAACCCUACAAAUGUAAGGAAUGUUCAUAUGUUAGUGCUCAGAAAGGUGAUCUCACAUUACAUAUGAGGACUCACACAGGAGAGAAACCCUACAAGUGUAAGGAAUGUUCAUAUUGUAGUGCUCGGAAAGUUGAUCUCAAGAAACAUAUGAGGACUCACACAGGAGAGAAACCCUACAAGUGUAAGGAAUGUGCAUAUACUUGCUCUGUUAAAUCAAAUCUUAUUAAACACCAAAGAACUCACACGAGAGCUCACUUCCUGUAUGAUGAGUUCUUUGUGGAACACAUCAGAGAACAUCAUGGUGAAGCAAUCAAUGAUAUGUCUACUAGAAAUGUCUUGUUCAAUUCAUUACCAUCAUCAGUCAGGUUGGGCAAAGAAAAUACUUCUUCUGUUGGGAAAGCUUUUAAAUGUGACGAUUGUUCUUAUACCUGUAAUGAGAAUAGUGAUCUUGUGAACCAUUUAUGUAUUCACACGGGAGAAAAACCCUACAAGUGUACGGAAUGUUCAUUUGCUUGCUCUUUUAAAUCAAAGCUUAUUAACCACCAACGUACUCACACGGGAGAGAAACCCUACAAGUGUAGUCAAUAUUCAUAUUCUAGUGCUCAGAAUGUUGAUCUCAAGAAACAUAUGAGGACCCACACAGGAGAGAAACCCUACAAGUGUAAGGAUUGUUCAUAUUCUUGUGCUCAGAAAGGUAAUCUCACAUUACAUAUGAGGACUCACACAGGAGAGAAACACUACAAGUGUAAGGAAUGUUCAUAUGUUAGUGCUCAGAAAGGAAAGUUUAUAAUGUUAACUGGGAGUAUAGGUCCUCAACAACUGCUGAUAAAGUUAACAGUCACAUAA